Phycomyces blakesleeanus NRRL 1555(-) is the source of this 792-nucleotide messenger RNA. RefSeq lists its product as hypothetical. Gene Ontology annotation, molecular function: uracil DNA N-glycosylase activity. NCBI's taxonomy places the organism in Eukaryota, Fungi, Mucoromycota, Mucoromycetes, Mucorales, Phycomycetaceae. The transcript is spliced from 7 exons. Bases 1 to 675 code for a protein of 224 amino acids. Gene Ontology annotation, cellular component: nucleus; mitochondrion. Gene Ontology annotation, biological process: base-excision repair, AP site formation via deaminated base removal; base-excision repair. The record is from RefSeq and is a predicted model, not a curated record.
AUGGAAGACGGGUGGUUUAAGGCUUUGAAGCCUGAAAUGACAAAACCGUCAUUCCUGGCGUUAAAAAAAUUCUUGAAGGCCGAGAAAGAGGCAAAAAAAACUGUCUAUCCAGCAGACGAUCAGAUUUAUAGCUGGUCCAACUUCACCCCUUUAUCGAACGUCAAAGUGGUAAUCGUAGGUCAAGAUCCUUAUCACAACGUCAACCAAGCCCAUGGACUUUGUUUCUCGGUACUCAAGGGCAUAACGCCUCCCCCUUCUCUUGUCAAUAUCUACAAGGCAAUUUCUAUUGAUUAUCCUGAUUUCAAAAAACCUAACCAUGGUUAUCUUGAAGAAUGGGCUAAACAAGGUGUUCUUAUGCUUAACACAUCUCUCACUGUUCGCGCACAUGAACCUGCAAGCCACUCUAACAAAGGAUGGGAACAAUUUACUGAGGCCAUAAUCAACCAUUUGAACGAGAAAAAGAAGGGUAUCGUGUUUCUUCUCUGGGGUGCACAUGCCCAAAAAAAGGGCUCCAAGAUCGACAAUAAGAAACAUUUGGUUCUUAAAGCAGUUCAUCCAUCACCUUUGUCCGCACACAGAGGAUUCUUUGAAUGUCACCAUUUCAAGCAAACCAAUGAGUAUCUUUCGCAACAUGGAAAGGAACCUAUUAAUUGGAACUGUUUAGCUGACGCAUAAACUUAUAUCUGGUGUAUAAUUUUUAUCAUGAUAUUUGAUCAUCUUUAAAAAAAAAGCUAUGAUUUUAAUCCUGCAUCUGAAUUUCGUCUAUAGACGUGUGUUUAUAUCAUUUCUAAC